Messenger RNA from Lactuca saligna, 714 nucleotides. The record is from the annotation of a GenBank genome assembly. Lineage: Eukaryota; Viridiplantae; Streptophyta; Magnoliopsida; Asterales; Asteraceae.
AUGAAUGAAAUCAAGAAGCUAGAAUCACUUGCCUAUGAUCAUUUGAUGGAGAGGGACCCUAAAAAUUGGAGUAAAACAUUCUUUGAGACUGAUAGGGCAUGUGAUGCAUAUAAAAAUGGUGUGUCUGAGAGUUUUAACUCAGUCAUUGAUGAUGCUAGGAAGAGACCUCUGAUCACUAUGUUAGAGGAAAUUAGAAUUUAUGUUAUGGAGAGACUUUGUACACAGAAAAGUAAGGAAAGUUCUUGGGGAGACUUACACAUAUGUCCUUCCAUUAGACUGAAAUUGUCUAAGAUUAAGGCGCUUCAAAGAUUUUGGAGAGUUGUACCAUCUAGUUAUCAAGAAUUUGAAGUGAGACUUGGAUAUGAUGCAUAUUCCGUAGACCUUGGUAAGAAUACAUGUGCAUGUAGAGCUUGGCAGUUAACUGGUUACCCUUGUGUUCAUGCAUAUGCUGCCAUUUCAAACCUCAAUAGGGAUCCAGAGGACUAUGUGUCACCAUGGUUGACCACAACAAUGUUUGGUAAAGUGAAGGUUGAAUUGGCUCAAGAAGUUUAUGUGGCAAGUGAUAGUGAUAGUGAAGUUGAAGUUGAAGCACAGGUUGAAGUUGAAGUUCAAGAUGGUGAAGACCAGGUUGCAGUUAAAGUUCAAGGACAUGGUAAAGGUCAAGAAGGUGAAGAACUUGCUGCACUUCAAGAUCCAGUUGGACAGGAUGACUAA